AUGAUGCUGCGCGUGAGCGCUGCCGCGGUGUCUGUGGUGCUGGCGGCCCUUGGCCUGAUGCAGCGGGUCAGCGGCCAGGCCUACUCGCCCGGGCAGACGGCCCUCAAGUUCCGAUCUCAGUUCAAGACGGAGGACUUUGUGUUCAACCUGGCGGCCGCCAAGGCGGGCGAUGCGGGCAAGGGCGGCGAGCUGCGGGUGGCCGCGGUGGCCGCCAUGCCCUCACUCGCGGGAAAUGGCGUCUCGCAGGCACUCUACAGACUCUACCCUUGCGGCAUGAACAGGUGGGUGUCAGGCAGCAUCGAUAUAUUGCAUCCCCAAACCAGACGCACACACAGACGUGCACCUGUGUGUGUGUAUGUGUGUGUGUGUGUGUUUGGUGUGUCCACUGACUGCAGUGUGCAGAUGCAUCCGCGUGCGACAGAGCUGUUUUACGUCAUCAACGCGACGGAGCUGCAUGUGGGCUUUGUGGAGGAGAACGGUGGCAGAACCAUCGAGAACGUCCUCAAGACGGGCCAGCUGUCCUUCGUCCCCAAAGGCCUCCUCCACUGGCACUACAACGCCGGUCGGUGCGCACCCACACACACAGGGAGAGAGGGAGAGACCACAGGGGGGUGUGUGUGUGUGUGUUGAUGGAUCUGUCAGGUUGUGAGGACGCGAUCUUUCUGUCGACGUUCAACCACGAGGACCCCGGUGUGCUGACGAUCGUCAAUGCCCUCUUCGACAUCAACAGCACCUCACUCCAGGCGGCAUUCAACGUAGACGCCGACCAGAUAGCCGACAUCAAGAGCAGCAUACCCGCUUCACCCGUCCCGGGCAUCGCUGAGUGCCUCGCUAAAUGCGGUCAAGAAGGUAUGUAAAGGAACAACACUCACUCACACACACACACGGUGACACAUGCGUGUGUGAGUGGGUGGCUGUGUGUGUAGCUGUGGACCCGUGUGAGCUGAAGAAGUGCGGCGAGAAUGAGGUGUGCAAGACCGUCGAGGGCAAGGCCCAGUGCGAGUGCAAGAGCAGACACGUCAGGGACGAAAACGGUGACUGUGUGUCCGACGGAGGAUUCGGCAGCGGAUAG
Vitrella brassicaformis is the source of this 1072-nucleotide messenger RNA. NCBI's taxonomy places the organism in Eukaryota, Vitrellaceae. The record is from the annotation of a GenBank genome assembly.